AUGGAAGCAGCUCUCGAACAAGUCAGAAAGCUAGCAACGCUCAGCGAAGAUGGUCGUCGUGAGGCGAUGGUAGCUCUCCACAACUUGGCGUACUCAUUGGAGACCCAUCACGACACUAUCCACAGAUAUGGCCAUGCGCAUCUUCAAGCUGCUAUAGUCCAGGUCGGAAUUGACCUGAAAUUAUUCAGAUACUUGGUCGAGUCGGAUGGGCCAUUGACAAUACAGCAACUCUCCGAGAAAACGGGGGCGGAGCUGGACUUGUUAACCCGCGUGCUCAGGUUUCUUGCAUCCAUCGGUGCAAUUAGUGAAAACGACAAAGUUCAAUACAGUGCCAAUCAUAUAACCCGAAAUCUUGCGGAGCGACUGGUUGAAGCUGGUCUGUCACACUACUUUACGACCGCCGCAUCGCAGUACCAAGUGCUACCAGACUACUUGAAAGAUACUGGCUACAAGAACCCUGUAGACGAGAAUAAAACAGCCUUUCAAGUGGCAUUCAAUACGCCAUUGAAUUCAUACGCCUGGUUCGCCACCCACCCGGUACAACUGGAUCAUUUCAAUACCUAUAUGGCCUUGCGUCGGAAACCUGUCAACACUUGGUUAUCGGUAUACCCCGUGGAAAAAGAAGCUUCCAACUGGCCUGCCGAAAAAGGCCUGUACGUAAACAUUGGUGGCAGCAUUGGUCACCAAUGCGCGCAAUUCAAGGAGAAGUAUCCCCAUUUACAAGGCCGCGUAAUACUACAGGACUUGUCACACUCGGUGGCGAACGCACUUCCUACUCAUGGUGUUGAAAACAUAGCGCAUGAUAUGUUCGAGCCGCAGCCUAUUGUUGGCGCUAAGUUCUACUAUCUACGUGCUGUGCUGCACAACCAAUCCCCACCCAACGUGCGACGAGUACUCGAUAACAUCAAGGCUGCUAUGACGCCCGAGUCGAUAUUGCUCAUCGAUGAGCUCGUCCUCCCUGAGUAUGGUGUUAGCUACAUCGCAUCGUCCAUUGAUAUGACUAUGCUCUCAGCGUUCGCCAGCACAGAGCGUACCGAAGCCCAGUGGAGUAAGACGUUCGAAGAGGCAGGGCUCGAAUUGAAGCGUACCUAUACAUACUACCCCACGGGCUAUGAAAGCGUUAUGGACGUGCGUUUACCGAGUGCCAAGUCAACCAACGGAGAGAUAAAAUAG
Molecule: messenger RNA, 1173 nt
Organism: Paraphaeosphaeria sporulosa
Lineage: Eukaryota; Fungi; Ascomycota; Dothideomycetes; Pleosporales; Didymosphaeriaceae
Product: S-adenosyl-L-methionine-dependent methyltransferase
Exons: 5
Coding region: 1-1173 (390 amino acids)
Molecular function (GO): O-methyltransferase activity
Source: RefSeq, a predicted model, not a curated record